AUGCGUAUGUGCGCAAAUUGCACGCGAUUCGGCGACUGUUUGAGGUACGCGUCCAUAGGUACGCAUCGUACGCAUCGUAUGAAACGGAUCAAUUUGUGGUAGUGCGUCCACUGUAUACGUAGCGAUCGGAUUGCCGAUGCGGCGGUCGGAUUUUUUUUUAGUAACAUUCGCAUUUUCGUUGCGAGUGGACUUGUCAUUAUUGCUUUGUUAUUAGAUGAAGAAGAUGAAGAAGAAAGAAGAGGAAUUAAGAGAAAACAUAAAAUGUGGAUACAUGACAUAUUCAAAAAAAGGUCACAAUUUGGAGAAUAUCAUGCACUGUUUACUGAUUUGCUCAACGGCGAUGUAAAAUUCUUCCAGUAAAAUAAUAAAUAUAUUACAAUUAAAACACGCGUGUACUGAGUGUCGAAAUACAACAAAAUUCAAAUGAUCAGUGAGGCGACCAGAGACGACCGGUUGUGACACGCGUCCACUUAUCGGCAAUCCGUAUGACGUCAUCCGCACCAUUCGGAAAAGUCGCCCCCUCGAUCAAUUUCGUCGGCAUUACCGCCGGACCGAUGCGUGCGGUCCGUCCGUCGCCGGUCAGUGGACGCACGUGUAUAACUUACUAUACUAAUAAUUCUAAAAUCCGUUUCAUACGAUCCGUUCGAUGCGUACCUAUGGAUUAAAUGAACAGAAUUUGGGGCGCAUGCGCAAUGAUCGUCGCGCGGCUUGUUUUCCCAUCGCCGCCGUGUACUAAAAAUAGACGUGUUAUUAUGGUAAACCCGCGGCACGUUCAACGACUGAACACAUAAUCAUAAAUUAGUUAUCAUUUGUCACGGCGCCUAAUGAAACCGAUUGCAAUAUUAGUACAAUAUUUUUGUCAUGUUCGAUGUCAUGUCGCGUCGUGUUGGUUCGUUUAAAUUCGUUUAAAACGCGCGCCGUCGCGCUUUAGUAAAAUGCAGUAAAAAUGAUUUACUAAAAAAGUAGGCAGUCCAGAGGCCUAUUCCGAUUUUUUCAGUUAUGACUCCCGAUUAAGUAGGGUAUUCUAUUGGCCAUUUUAUCCAAAUUUAUAUCGACAACACUCUUUGGUUAUGCGAAAGUCAUUGUACACGAAAAUAGUUUUGUUGGUCGUGUUUGUUAUUGGGUGAAAUUAAGUCUGUUUGGAAUACUGUUUGGGUAUACUAUACGAAACAUGUGUAUCGUUAUUAUAAUUGUGAUUUUUUUUUUUAUGUUUUUAAAUUCUAUUGUUGUGAAGUUUAGUUUUUGUUAUGAAUGUAGUGGGAGUGAUACAUAAGUUGCCUCAAUAAAUUUUGUGGGCAAACGUUCUUGAGUCAAUCAAUGAAAUCCAAAUAAAUGUUUGUAUUUUAUAAACUCGUGGUCUUGCCGUCUGUCUGGUUCUUAAGCCUCUUUACCACAUGCCUAUAUAACAGUGGUGUAAAAAAAUUGGACGCAAUACUGUAUUUAUUACCAGGUUUAAUGCUUAAACGGCUUAAAUUUGAUAUUUAAGAUUUACAUAUUGAAUCGAUUCAAUGAUUAAUUAUGGAGAUCUAUGAACCCUUUAAGUGGAAAAUCUUUUUAUACAUUUGUAUACGUAAAACUAGAUAGAGAAUUUACUAAAUAGUACCCGGUGACUAUUACCAAAUGUCAAAUAUCAUCACCAUUAUUGUCGUUUUUCUUACCAAUCUGCGCCCACCCACCCAAUUAUAACCAUGCAUAUUGAAAACCCCGUCGCCACGCCGCUGAAUUUGUGAUAGUCGAAUCCGAUCAAAUAAAAAAUAUUAAGUACGUGUUAAUUAUGCGAUUUAAAGUAAGUUUGAAAUCCUCGUGUUUUACAUUUUAAGUAUUUUGUUGUUUCGUUUUAUUGAGAAAAACGUCAUUUGAUUAUCUCCUCUUAUUUAAUCACGGUGAAAUUUUAGUUUUCGUGUAUUAAAAUUUUACUACACUAUGAGCGUUCGAACAAAAUAAAUAUAUGACGCGCGUGUUUUAAUGUGGAACUAUUAAAUCGUUUGGAACGCAACGAUCCGACAAUUAAAUCGGUUUAUUUAGCGAUAACCGUUUGAAAAUAAGAAACAUUAUGACGCGUACACAGGCACUAAUCACGCGCGUUCAAAUAACAUUUUCAGUUUAAUUUUCUCCCGUGUUCGAUAACCGUUCCAAUGAUCUACGACAGUUUUGGUUAAUUUCAAUCUGGGUAUGUUUACACCGGGUGCACCGUGUAACCGCGUGUCGAACGUGUUUGUUGUGUGGCACGCCGUUUCGCCGACGGACAAUCGAAAUCGUGAUUUUCGUCGGACAUAACACAACGGUCCCCCCCUCCCCCGUUCGGCGCCACUCGCCCGCCGUCGGUCGCCCCUGCCGGGGACGCGCGCGCACGCAUUUAUAGCGCGCCCACGACGCGGCUUAUCAGAUGUGACGCUGUGGUAUGCGGUUCGCCGCACAUUCGGCCCGUAAUAUUAUCAUCGGAUCCGGUAAUGUUUUAUUACGUCCGAUCUACAGACGCGGGCAUUUAAGUUUUAACGUCGCGCGCGGAAAUUAAUUAAUUACGAACCGCGUGCGUCGUGGGCGUAAAUCGGCCGAGUGUUUUUUUUUUCCCCCUUCAACAAUACCGUUUACGCUGCUGGCGCUUUGUAAUCCCUCGACGGAGACUUCGUCCGGUUGUACUUCCCGAGCCAUCCUCAUCGCGUCAGUGGUUACGGUUGAACCGAACGGCAGCCAAUUGAUACUCGAGGUCUCGUUGGGUGUUGUUCGCAUUGCGAUAACCCUUUUUUACAUAUCUGAUAUUGUCACCGUAGCCGGUAUAUUAUCGAGUGCCUAGUUAGUACCUACCCAAUCUUGUUUAGACGUCUGUAGGGAGGCGACGAAUGGCGCUCCGUUCGCUCCGCCCGAAGCCAAAGGCCGAAGGAAAUUAAUCCGAAUUAAACAUUGUUACGCAAAACCACGUCGGACGGCAUUUUUUUAUUUCGUGUGCACGUAUAGUUAGUAUGUUAACGUAUUGCGUGACCGAGCCGGAUUCCCGAAAACGGUUCUGCGAAUCAUUUUGCGAACAAGUACCAUUCACCGGUCUAGAUAAGCCGUGCACUAAGAUAGCGACCGACCGGGGAACCGUUCUUCAUACAUUAAUUACUGUUCGCGGGUGACGCUAUUUUACAGAUUUCGGAUAUUUCUAAUGCUUUUAUCUAGUGCAAUUAUCGGGUAGUCACCAAAUGCUACGUACCCAUAUCCAUUGUACUAGUGGAUUUCCACGCUGUUGUAUUGUUGCGAUGCACCGAACCAGUUCUUUAUAGAACAGCCGAUACACACACCGGUCAUCGAAAUAAAAAAAGCGUCGGGAUCAGUCCCCGAGCCCAACGACACCGUUUUCCCUUCGGCAUUUACAAUGACGAAUUAUUAUUUAUAAGCCGAACAGUUAUAAUUGCAAUUGCAACUUUUAAAAAAAUCAACCUCGUCCCCCCCUCUCGUGACAAAAUCGUCUGACCGCCACCGUAAAGCGCCCGUGUACCAUAUCGGGGAGGACGGGGGGGAGGCUCGAAUCGAAUGGCGAACGUGGAUUGUAAUUUUAUAUCCCAUUACCAGUUACAGAUGCAUAAUACAUAAUACGGUAUUAUUAUAAAAAUUUUUUUUUUUUUUUUAUUAUAAAUAAUCGUCAUGAUUUCAUAUCAAUAACAUUAAUGACUUGUACGAACAAUUAUGACGAUUACGAACAACGGUUCGACGGCAGUUGGUUUUGAACCACGUCGUUCAAUCCGAGACGUGCUGCUCACAUUAUAAUAUAAUACGAGGCACAAUUAACUCGCGAACCCCGGGGGAGGGGGGCUCGGACCCCACAGUGAUAUUAUACGAACGUGAUCCAAGGGGCUCUCUGUACGAACCGGGGACGGGUUUCGGACGAUCCGGUGGGGGGGGAGGGGGGCUAAGCUCCCUAAUCACGUCAUUGUGUUUUUCAUAAUGAUGCGCAUGUGAUUAUUGUUAUGUAGCCGUAGAACAAAAUUUCGGCGGUUUUACAGCGCGGUCGCGGGCCAUCCUGGUCCGUCCUACCGUAUGCAUUAUGAUUAUAUUAUUUAUAGGUCGAUAGAUUAGGAUGGGUGACCGCGGAUGCGGUCGCGGACGCCAGUGGCGGCGACGCGGCUGCGACGUCUACCCGACGACGUGUGCGUACCCUCGCCGAGGGUACAUAAUCGCUUCGCCGUGGCGGCAGGGGCAGCGGCGGCAGCAACGGCAGCGGCGGCGCCAUUGGAAUAUCGAUACGUUGGCCCGCGCGCGGCGUGUUGUUACACAAACGCCACUCGACUUGUGCGGAUUCGCGGCCGAGCUUGCGCUUUAGCCGCCCCCUAAACUCCGCAAACUCCUCUGCACACGCACACGCACGCGGCCGCCUCGUACGGACGACGCGGCACGCACACACACACACGCGCGCGCGCGCGCGCUGCCCGCACACACGCACGUACACACGCGUAUACGCUAAUACACUACCGCACGGUGCGCGCCGCGUAUUAUUCCGAGCCAGUUAGUGUGGACGUGUAGUACACAGUCACCCCUGUGCCGGGCACGUCGUCGUUCCGUCGCUACUCGCUACGUCUCCGCCGUUGCCGCCGCCACCGCCGCCGCCGCCGCCGCCACCACUCCGUUUAUUUAUACAUGUAAUAAACGUUGUGUUAUUGUUGUCGCUGCGCCCACGUAUCAGCCGUCACGCUGCAGUACGCCGCGUUUCGCGGACAAUAACAAUAUUUAGUUAAUAUUGUUGUCGCCGGGUUAAUCCCCCUCCGUAAAAUCGCUCCGACCUCCACCGCUCUUACCAUUAUUGUUAUUAUUGUUAUUAUUAUUAGGUAUUAGUUUUUCAUCCGCGCGCGGUGUUCCGAUACAGGCCGACACAGCCCGGCCGUAAAACCUCAUCGUCGCCGACUCUGUCACCAUUGCGCGUUACACGCCGGGACGCGUGCCAGUGCGACGCUCAGCCACGGCGCGGCACUCAGAAACGGCAGCCCCGGACGGGUUUCGAAAGGUAAAAAUACAAAAGUAUCAUCAUGAUAAUGUGACUAUUGUUGUAGGAUGAAAUAAAUUAUAGAAUAACGUGAACGAAUGGAAAGAAAAAAAAAAGAAGCCAUCCGCCACCCCUGUGCGUUCUCCCGCCGCCGCCGUUUUCGUUUCAAAGCGUCAGCGACACGCACCGCGGAAACGGCGGCGGCCGUAGUUCUAAACCCGAUAAACGUCACGCGCAGCCUUUGUGCGUAAGCGUAAUAAUCGAGAGCUCCGGGUGGGCGGCGAAUUUCACUGACAGGUGUUUGACCCCAUUAUAUUAUAUUGUUGUAUUAUUGUUGAUGCCCGGUACGCGGACGACGAUUGUCUGCGGCCUGCGGGGCGGGCGAGAGUCGUGCAAGUACUUUACCCGUCUCACGGCCGGACGAUGACGGCUGUAGUGGCGCGUCGCUAUCGCACACCGCCACUGUUCCGCGACAAGGUGGCAACGGCGGCGGCGGCGGCGGCGGCAGCACACUCGCGGCUGUCUCAUUAACGACACAAAAGAGAUUACACGGUCGCUGCCGUCCGCCUGUCUACCUGCCACCCGGGUACCCACAUAAUAUUAUAGCUCGUGUGUGUGCGUGAUAUACGCGAAUUCCCUGUCAGCGCGGCCAUCGAUCGGCCGCCAAAUAGCCGCAGUCAGCACGUGUGUCGUCGUCCGCGACAAUUAUAAUUGGACAGUUUUUCGGGGUUUUUUUUUUUCAAUUUUCCCUAAUUCCAGAAUUCCGUAGUAGUAAAACAUUUUAUUGCAAGUACCGCGAUGUCGAAUACUGUUGGAAACUAUCACGCAUAGGGGAAAACAAUGGCGUUAAAAAAAUAACAUUUCCGCUGUUAAACACGAGCACCACAACACCACUUACUAUUAUGGGGGCCGUACAAAUGUAUAAUAAUCAUUAAAAUUGAAAAAAAAAAAAAAAAAAAACUUCCAAGUUAAGAACAUGAUAUGUCGGCGAGAACGGUUUUUUUUUUUUUUUAAAUCUCGUGUCGUAACAUCGUUUUAUCCCGUAAAGUUAGGUUAGAUGAUAAUCCUACGAUUUCGAACAGCUAAUAGGAUGAAAAUUAAUUUUCAUCACGACUCGUUUACCUAUCUAUGGCACGACGUAAUAUUAUCAUUUCCGUUUAGUCGAUAAUUCAAAUUUAUUAAAAAAAAAUAGUUACUGGGAGAUCGGGGGAGAGGAGGGGGGGAUGGUUCAACUUACCAACUAUACCAGUUUUCAAUCCCGGCCAUCGAGUAGGUACAAAUCGAAAAAUCAAUAACCGACCUCGACGUCGACCGCCUGUACAAAUAUAAACGUCUUGUCUUUUCAGACUAACGAAAACUCAAUAAAAUAAUUUCGACUAGGAUCGUAUGCCCAGUGGUGGAUCCUCGUAUUAUUUAAAGAGGGGGGAUGGGGUUAAUAAAAUCGUAUCCAAUAUCAAAUUCAUCGGGCGCCUAGUCAGAAAUUUUCAAAGGCGGGGGGAGUGUUAUGAAAAAAUCCAAAAUCUUUUUUAUUAUCAUUAUUUAUAACAACUUUGUGCUAUUAUAGUUUUACCAUUAGAGUGAAUUGACCCUAUCAUCGAACUCAAAAAUAACAAGAACAUUAUCGAUCUGUACGGCAUGGGUGCUGUUGUUUCGAUAUUUUACAUUUCAAGCGAACAUUUCCUAUAAAAACAUUAUUAAAUUGUGAUAUUUCACACCCCUACUCGUAUCUCGUUUGAAAAUGAAAAUAUCGAAAAAAUAGUGCCAACGUUCCCGAGAUAAAAUUCUUGUAUUCAAGUUUCAUAAUGAUAAUAAUCGUACAAAAAUCCAAUCUAAUAUUAAAACUAACAGCGCAAUAUUGUCGCUGCUGAAUCUCGAAUUUGCUGUGUGUCGUACGUUUGUAAGACGGAUACAAUAAUUCACGUAUACGGAUCGCGAUCUCCAAAUGGAAAAAUGGGAAUCGCUGUCAAUAUUAACGCCACAAUAGCAAUAGCUGUAAUUAUGUGGCCAAUUGUACGUUUCCAUCGCAAUGCCAUUACUUACAGAUACGCGAGAUCGCUUUGGAGUAUGUUACUUGUCCAAAAAGCGAACGCCAUUCGAAUGUUUUCGAGCGAGUGAAUUUUGAUUUGCCCUUCCCCCUCCCCCGAAAACAAACACGGUAAAAUAUAACAGACAGUUAUCAGCAGCGGCGCGCGCAGAGGAAGGGAGGUUAGGGGUCAUAUCCCCUUCUACCUCCCUCCUCCGAUCAAUUGGCUUUUUAGUACAACGUCGACGACGGGCGUUUGCAGUUUUGAUAAUAUUUCAAUCGCGAAACGUUCAGGUGUCCAAAGUCGCCGGGAAAAAUUUGAUUAAUUGAUUACGAAUCGGUUUUUCCGGAUCCGGUUUUCGUAAAUUCCCAUUGGCGGGUCUCGGGUAUAUUUCUACGGUUUACUCGCGAUUACCAUGUUUCGCCACGCUGUUUUCAAUUGGCGAUUCCCGGGCACCCCGCUGCCGGUCGUCGGCGUGUCCUGCGUGAUUGUCAUACUGCACUCGGCGGACCUAAUUGUAAUCCCGCAUGCGCACGAUUUAAAACGAGAGACGGGUCGGCGGACUUGAGCAUCCGAACGGGGCUACGACGACGGUAUAGUUGAAAUUCAACUGCGGCACAACGUCGUCGGAAUCGAUAAGAAGUUACGGGUGGGGGAGGGGGGGGGUGUGUGUGUGUGUGGAUUAUGAGUAUCGCAAGUCUUGGCCGCGGGUAUCCGAAAAUCCGGGGGGGGGGGCGGAGUGAAACGCCGUUAUUGUUGUUGUUGUUCGGUUUCGUCGACGGCGCGCCGGCCAGUUUGAUAACGGGAAAAGAAAACGCGAUCGCCCCGGUGUACACCAAUGAUAACGAUAUGCGUCGUACCGCGGAAUCGGGUAAACUAACACUGCAGUCGAUCACGGCAAUUGCUAUAUUAUUGUUAUUACCAUUACGCGUGUACGCCCCCAACCGGAAAGUGACAGUGCGUCGCCGUUACCGGGCGUCCGCGCCCGUCACACACGCGUGCGCGCGCAAAAAGAAAAAAAGAAGAUAAUUUCGUGUUUUAAUCGCGGCGAUUUUCUCUACAAAAAAAAAAAAAAACAAAAAUAAAAAUCGCGACGAAAUUCGCCGAGUCUUUCGUCCGCGGUCGUUAUCGUAUUCGCCGCCGUACGGCAAUAACGUACAAUAACGGCAAUAUUAUUAUUACGCGCGAAAACGUCGGCAAUCGCGCGAUUACCGUCGUACACCCCCCCCCCCCCCCCCCCCCCCCGUCCACGUCCACGUCACCGUCCAUCAUCCCCGGUACCGUGUUCCCCCGGCUGUGGGUGGGACGGCCACGGCGAUAUUAUUUCUGCGCGGGUCUUAUUUUCUUUUUCGAACCGCCGUAUUAUUAUUGCGCGUCUUCCGCCGGGAACAAACGCAUUCCGCAUUCCUCGCGCUCGUAAAAUGCCGAACCCGCGGCAUUUAUAUCGCCGUUAUUGCCGUUGUCGUUGUUCGCUUUUAACCCCCGGGGACGCCCGGGAAUGUCGAACGCCGUGGAUUUUAAUAAUGUUCGAAAAAAUCACUGUACAGCGCGGCGCGGCUUGGUCACCGCCGUGAAAACGUUCGGCCCGAUCAAGUCGGCGGACCGCCCGCCGUCGGCGUCCGCGACGAAUUUACGAACAGUAUUAUUAUAUUAUUACCGUCGUUAUCGCGCGAUACGUCCGUUACUGUCGUUAUCGCAUUGUAUCUAAUAUCGUGCGACGCGAGACACCCGUUUGUCGCCGCGAUUUCGGUCUUUUUUGUCAUUUUUUUUUUAUUAUUAUUAUUUUCUCGGACAAAUUCGUUUCUCGCUACGUACUAUAAUAAAAUAUACUGCUCGGCUCAGAGCCGUCCGGUUUAUUCGUUUGCGACGACGCGGGCCGUAUCGCUUCGAUUGGAUUUUUUUUUCCCUUGCUCUACGGGCCUUUUGCGGUUUCCGCCGAUCUUUUGCGUCCCCGAUUCCCGCCGCUCCAAUCGAACCGUGUUCAAGCCCUUCAUUAUUAUUACCUAUUAUGUCACUCGAUCCGUCCGACGUUAUGCGCGGUAUUCUUAAUGGCCGUUUUUCACAAUUUUUUUAUUUAUUCGAUUCGCUAGUCAGAACUCGCAUUGUUUACUUCCACUCAGCGCGCACACACGCUGAGUGAUCGACAAUAACGCAAAACACUCGUUAUCUCGGAAAAUAUAGAUUUUUUUUUUUGUUUUCGAAACGUACGCGAAAUACCUAUUUACCUACCUGACACGUCCACCUCGACCUUACGUAUAUUGUAAUAUAUAAUAUUUAUUUUUCAAUUUAAAACUAAAAAAUCAACAUACGAACAUUUUUAACUUCAGUUUAACAAAAAAAACAAAAUUGAAAAUAAUAAAAGCAUUAUUUUAAUGUUUUUAUUGCGUUUUUCCCAAUUAUUAUGAAAACUGCUUGGAAAAUCAAAAAUUUCCUCCUGGAUAAAAUUUCCUUUCAGAUAAAGCGCUAUACUUUAAAAUUUGAGCGGUAUUUUUGGUAGACAUUUUGUAAGCAUUGUAUAAAAAAAAAAAAAAAUUGUCAGAAUGUUUUUAAAUUUCACUGUAUCUGUAAGAAAUGAUAAGCUAUUGCUUACUAAAAACGAUUCUAAGGUUUAGUUGAUAGAGAUGCUUUGUCAACAAUAUAUAUAUCAUAUUAUGGUAAAAUAAUUAAAUAGGCAUUAUAUAUUUUCUUUAAUAAUAUUUGUUUAACAUUGUAUUGAUUUUCCCGUUUUUCUAGUUUUUCACAAAUGCUAGGAAAACUCUUGGAAAAAUCGAAAAAUUACCUCUCCAAAGUACCUCCUCAGAUUUCCUUUUAAAAAAAUGCAAAAUUUCGGGUAGAAAAAGUGUUCACAGAAAAAAGAAUACCAAUAUUUUACUAAUAUACGAGUAUUUUGUACAUUUUCCCAUUUUUUUCAGUUUUUUUUUUCGGUUUUUAUAUUUGAUGUAGAAACUCUUGAGAAAAUCGAAAAAUUACCUCCUUAAAGAAAGUACCACUCCUAGAAAAUUUCUUUUCAGGAAAGGGGCUACAUCGUAUAAAUUAGAGUAAGAUUUUUAGUAGACAAAUUGUUCACAUAAAAACAAAAUAAAUAAACAUCUUUGUAAAACAAAAUAUUCUUUACUUUGCUAAGAAUUUAAAAAGUAAAUAAUGAGUGAGUUUCUGUAUAUUCCGAUAAAUAUUUCAAAUAAAGUAUCACCGGGUGAAAAUUUUUUCCGAAAGAACUGCUUGGAAAAUCGGAGCUAUUUUACUACAACCAAAAGGGUGUUUUCAAGAAAAUCAUACAAAUCAAAUUUUUAGAACACAGUAUUUGGAAUUUCUAUAAAAUGUUUUAAAAAAAUAGUAUCAGGGGAAAAAUCCGCUUUUAAAAAUCGGAGCAAUUUUACUAACCGAAAAUAUGUGUUCCGAUAAAAAAUAAUCGGCAUCAUGGUUUAACUAAUAGAUUCAUCGCUACACUUAGAAUCUAAAAUAAAGUUACAUCAGUCGUGUAAGAGUUGCGGCUUUUAUUAAAUAACUGUGGUGAAACUUUAAACACUGCAUGCGAACGCUGACUUGUGUUUAUAUGUAUACUGGGUCAUAUUCAUGCACUAUUUUUAAAUAAUAUAUAUUAUGUAUAUUGUACUCGGAAUAUUGAAUAAUAUUACACCUACUGCUGUUAAAUAUUAUAAUUAGCCAUUAGUUGCAAGUGCAUUUAUGCAUAUUGUAUAAUGUAAAUACGUACCUAAUGUACUCAGGUAUAAUAUGUUCAUCUGUAAUAGUACUGUGUUUUGUUUAACAAUUAUCUAUAGAGAGCGGUUAUGGCACAUGCGUAUAAUAAGCCGUACAUUAAUUGAUUAUGUAGGUUUUUUUUUUGGAAACGAUAUAUGUUUAUCAUGAAAAUCAUUGAAUUCAUUUCUACUUAUUUACUUUCAAAAAAUUACCUUUCGAUUAAGUAAUGCAAAUGUAUUUUGAGAUCAGAUAAGUAGGUAUUUGCUUUUAUCUUUCGAUCUACAUAGAUAGUUGCGAUAGAACUAAAAUCGAUUGAGACAUGAUAUGCUGUUAAUAAAUAUAUGUAGACUACGGAACGGAUUUUGUUGAAUUAGAAAAAUUGGUACAUAAUCAAUUUUUCUUAUAAUAUAAUGGAAUACAAUAUCCAAUAUAUGUAAAUAUCGAAAAAUUGUAUUAGUAUUGAAAAUUAGAAAAAAAUAUAUUUUAUAAUUAUACAUAUUAAAAAAAAAUAAUACAAAUACCUAAUGUAGGUAUAUAAAACUAAGAUUAUUCUUCCGGAACAAAGCAAUGAGAAACAACAUAUUGUUGAAGGUUUGCAAAUAAAAAAUGUCGACAGUUUGGUUGGAGAAUACUUUUAUAUUGACUAAAAGAAAGUUUCACGUCAACAAAUCUGAUAGGGGCGUAUAUUUAUAUCAGAAGAAGUAAAUUCAAUGAUCAGAGUUCAUUUUUGAUUUUUUUUUCUUUUAGAAUAUCUCUGACGAUUUUAAUAAUUUAAAAUUUAGAAUUUUUUUUAAAUUAUGUUGUCAACACAAUUUGAUUAUUUCUUUGUCUUUGCGUUUUUUUCUAUUAUUUGUCUACAACGUAGAAUAUUUUGGUCAAAAAUUACUAAUAUUGUCAUUUUAUAUAUAGCAGUAUAAAUAAAUAAUAAAUAAUGCAUAUAAAAUAUGCAUUUAUUUACCAAAUAUUUACAAAAUAUUUAAAAUUAAUUUGGGAUUAUUUCAAUUAGAAUGAUAUAAAUUAUACACAUUUUUUAUCAGAUUAAAAAUAUCUCAUUCCAAUAAAAAUAUGUAUUUACAAUAAAAUCCGUUCCCUAUAUAUGACGAAAUAUAAAUCGAUCUAUCGGUAAAAAAUACAUUUUUAGAAGAUACAUUUUUUUCAGGGCACAAAUAUAUACCUAGUUAACAUAAUAUUAACUUGUCUACAAAAAGUAUAGAGAAUGGUUUGCAUCAUAUUUAUAUGUCUUUUAGGGGUCCUCAUGCCAGAUUUGGGUGGAAUAAUUGGCAUUAUACUGCUAUUGGAACCUACAACAAAGUAUAGAAAUCAAAGUUAGAAACCUGUUUAAAUUACAUAAUAUUAUAAUAUAAUACAUUCGGUGUAGUUAUGGCUAAUUUAUUUGAAAACUAAAUACAGCAGUAUCUGCCGCUAGUUAAAUAUGAAAAAAAAAAUGUUUGAUUUAUAAUAGCUAGUAGAACCUAGAAAUAUACAUAUAAGUAUAUUAAUAAUCAAACAAAUUAUUGGGAUUGAUACAAUAAUCAGAAUAUUUUUUGUUUUGUUGUAUAUAGGACGUUUCGCGGGCUCCUAUGA
This is a messenger RNA of Cinara cedri, 12264 nucleotides long. The record is from the annotation of a GenBank genome assembly. NCBI's taxonomy places the organism in Eukaryota, Metazoa, Arthropoda, Insecta, Hemiptera, Aphididae.